UGUCUGGUUUUCACUGUGUGUGCGUGUGUGUGUGUGUGUGUGUGUGUGUGUGUGUGUGUGCGCGCGCGCGUAAUCCCUGAGAGGCUGCCUUGUCGGCAGCUCUCCAACACUCACAACGAGGAAGCAGCAGACACCCGCGGCGCAGCAUCAUUCUAAGCUUCCAAGAUGCCGAAGCGCAAGUGCAGCUUCAUAGAUGAACUGCAGAAAAAAAUCCCAAUUUACCGUCCCGACCCGGUCGGGAUAUAUGGGAGGCUGAGUGCACCAUGUGCAAAGCUGGCACAUAUGAUUCUGUGUCUAAUAAAGGUGCCGGGGACCUCAAAGUUGGAUUUUCUAAUACAGAAGAGGGUGAAGAAGCAUGACAUGUGUCUCAAGAUGGAUGAGCUUGACGUCUCGCCUCCUCACAGGAACAGGCUAAACACACAGAAGAAAAAAGCGGAAAAAGGAAAUUCUUCUGGAAAACAUGGUGAUAAGACUACAGAGGCCCCAACUGCCAAAGCUGCCAUGGACACCCUGAGAAAGGAAAGGGACAAGUGGAAAGCACGUGCUGAGUUCCUGGAGGAAAAACUUUCAGAUGUCACAUCAGAACGUGAUAUUUGCAGGACUCAGCUCUCUGAUGCUUUGGCAAGUCUCAAGGGGGCUCAGCAGUCCAGAAGAGAAGACAGUGAUGAUGAAGCGAUGGGGGGAUCUGAGAUGCAGCAUGACAGUGAAGACGACAGUGAGGACGACUCUGAGUCCAGCUCUGAUUCGUCAGAGAGUUCCGAUUCAUCGCCGGACAGAAAGAGGAAGAAGAAGGGGAAAGGGAAGGGAAAGAAGAGUGGGAAGAAAAGAAAGAAUAAGAAGGAGAAAAAGGCGUAGAAAAGUAAACAUCGCUCUCGCCAGCGGGUUGGAGGACCAGGAGAUGUGGUGAAGAGGUACAAGGAAGUCCUUGCCAUUUUCCAGACGGGGAAGAAUAUGGCCAAAUCCUUCGAGAAGUAUGGAAUAGACAGACUUACUAUUGUGAAGACUGCAGCGAUUGCCGAGCUCGCAAUAGCUGGGGAUAGACUUAUGGACAGACAGGUAGACUGAUAGACAGUGUAGAGACUAACAGACAGUGGGGAGACUGACGGGCGGGUCAGUGAGAGACUGAAAGGGGGGAGACAGUGUGGAAACUGACAGGGGUAGACUGACAUACAGGCAGAUUGACAGAUUGGGUAGAUAGACAGACGGGUAGACUGACUGAGCGGGAAGACUGAUCGACAGGGAGCGGACAUUUCCAGGUAGGGUAAACAAAGGGCAGCCUGGGCUCUGCAGCAUAAACACACACAUACACACACUGUGCUGCUAUGUUCAUGCCCCCUCACCAUAUUGUCAUCUAACAUGUACACCAUUAGUGAAUGAUUAGUAGAUGUAUUAGGUAGCUGUUACUUAAUGCUUAUUCACUCCAAAUAAACACCUUUAGUAAAUGAUUACUAGAGACAUUAUUAACUUUUUACUAAUAUAUUAAGUAAUGUAUUAAUAGGGACUUCCGGUGGUGACGCGCCCAAGAUGGCUGCUUAGGAGAAGCGGGCUGAGCCAACCUAGCUGUUUUCCCCGUUAUUUUAUAAAUUGAAAUUGCAAAAGUACGUAUACCGCUGGCGAAAUAGCAACUGCAAAGUAAUAUGUCGGUGAAAAGCCACUCAUUCAGAAAACCCAAAUUCUGUUACAAAACUGGGAUAAAUUGUAUAUUUCCUUGAUUGGCAGACUCAAUUUGGUAAAAAUGAUUGUAACUCCCAAGAUCAAUUAUAUCACUUGCAUGUUACCGCUACAUCUUCCUCCCUCACUACUUAAAACAUAUAACGGGAUGAUAGAGAAGUUUAUUUGGUCAGGAAAAAAACCCAUGUUUAAUCGGACCAAGCUAUAUGCUGCAAAAGACAAGGGGGGAUUAGCACUUUCACGAAUAGACUCGUAUCAUUUGUCAUUUUCUUUAUCUCAGCUAUCUAAAAUUCACCUACCCCCUACAAGGACCCCUCUGUGGGUCAGGAUAGAAGAGCAACUAGUGUAUCCUUUUUCUGUGGAGGCCUUUCUUUCACAAACAGAUAGGCCGGUUCCCUUCCAAGACCCGGUACUGGCUUUUUCCAGAGAGUCUUGGAGAAUAGCACAUCAAAUAACGAAAGCCGAUCCAUAUUUAUCAAGCAGAUCCUCCAUAUGGUAUAACAAGAAACUGUUAAUAGAUAAGAAGAGUUUCUUUUGGGAUAAAUGGAUUAGGUCUGGUAUUCACAUUCUUGAGGAUGUGAUGGGAGAUGUUGGAUUCAGAUCCUUUGACGAAAUAAAAAAUAAAUAUAAUUUGUGUAAUUCAGAUUUUUGGAGAUUUCUACAAAUCAGACAUUGCAUUCUCUCAAAUAAAGAACAUAUCCAGCAUGGUACAACUGGAAUUCAGGAAAUUUAACAUAAGAUAGGAGAUAAAAACAGAGGAGCAUCAAAAUUCUAUGAAUUUAUUAGAAGUACACAAGUGCCAAAACUGGAUGGUCUGAAAGUAUGUUGGGAUAGGGACCUAGAUCGGGAGAUUCCAGAAAUUGAUUGGAAGAAACUCUAUGCAUCAUGGUACUGUUACUCACGUGAAACACAGUCACAACUCAUUUGUUAUAAGAUAUUAAAUAGAUCCUACUGGACUCCUUCCAAAUUAGCAAGACUGAAACUCAGAAACUGUGACAUAUGUUGGAGAUGUAAUAGAAAGGUGGGAACUCUGGUGCAUAUGUUAUACGAUUGUGACAAAACUAAUGACAUGUGGAAUGAAAUAAUUUCGUUCUUGAAUAAGAUGUUUGGUAUACUAUAUCAAAAACCCCACAUUGUGUCUUUUGGGAUUACUACCAGAUAAUGUUCAAAUGUCAAAAUGCCUAAAAUCAUGGUGUCGUUUAGCUAUGAUAACAGGGUGUAGGAUAACUUUAUGCCACUGGAAAUCUCCCACCUUGUCCACUUUUAAGGAAUGGAUAGAGGUACUAAGCUCAAUGGCAAGCUAUGAGCGGGUCACCUAUAGGGUGGCUGGGAGGAAAGAUCUAUUUAAUGAAGUAUGGGGCCCAUUCCUAGCUCAGUUGCUGGAUAUGAAAGGAUGACACUACCUACCUCAGCAUAAUUUUUAUUAUUUGGUUCAGGUACAGGAUGUGUAUACUGUAUGUAAGUGUAUGUAUGUAGACUUCCUAGGGUGUUGUGUUUUUGUUUUGUUUUUUGUUUUGUGGAUUUAUGUUCUGUGUUGGCUGUCUGGCUUGAUUUGUAUGUUUGUUGCUGGACUGCA
Epinephelus moara (kelp grouper) is the source of this 3247-nucleotide messenger RNA. RefSeq lists its product as uncharacterized. Bases 166 to 855 code for a protein of 229 amino acids. The transcript has 5 exons. Lineage: Eukaryota; Metazoa; Chordata; Actinopteri; Perciformes; Serranidae. The record is from RefSeq and is a predicted model, not a curated record.